Entamoeba invadens IP1 is the source of this 1002-nucleotide messenger RNA. RefSeq lists its product as hypothetical. The transcript has a single exon. The coding region runs from base 1 to 1002 and encodes 333 amino acids. NCBI's taxonomy places the organism in Eukaryota, Evosea, Mastigamoebida, Endamoebidae. The record is from RefSeq and is a predicted model, not a curated record.
AUGUUUUAUCGCAGUAGUAAUUACUCUGUUUUAGUCAUGAACAUCGUCAAUUAUGGCAAUUUGACUGUACAAACUACUCGGUAUGCAAAAAGCGUUUUAAACAUGGGUGGACAACAAAAAUCGCUUGAUGACAAUUUUGAGAAUGGUGAAGGCAACAAAUUUCAAAAGAAAGAAAGUCCCACGCUCCAUCAAUGUAAAGAACAAAAAGACUCUCAAACCCCUCGGCGGGAUCGGUCUCUUAAAGUUUCAAAACAUCCACAAAAUCUUCCGAAGUCAAAGACCGAUUUUUUUGAAAAAAACGAGAAAGUCAAAUUUUCACCGUCCAUCGUAAAAAAUGAAAAAUCACCUCGACGAGAAAAACGUGACACUCCUGAAGUGAUAAGGCAGCGUGGUCUUGAAAAAGCCACACUUCUUCUUGCUCAAAUAGACAAAGAGGUAUCAGAGAUGUCGAUCUCUGAUAUCGAUCAGUUCUGCCACCCCCAACAAGGGCUUUCAAGUACACCACCAAAAUCAUUUGUUAGCCUCUUGCAAGAGUACACAAACAAACACCACUUUGCUGUCAUUUUUGAUUCGGAACAACACAGCUUGGACACUGCAACACUGUGGAGUAUAUUAAAAGGGCGGAGGAACAUUAUGAUAGUUAUAGAAGACACACGAGGAGACGUUUUUGGGUCGUUUCAUUCGGUAGUUGCGAAUGGGAUUGGGAUCUACUCGCAAAAGGAUUUUUCGCACUUUGUAUUUUCGCUGCAAAACACGUCGAACUGUCCAACGAAGUUUGGGAUCAAAAAACUGGGUGAAGUGUUAAAGAUUAGUGGAGGAGAGAACACGCUACUUGUGGUCAACGAUUUCAUUCAAUUGAACCGAGAAGAAUCGUUCUUUGUAACGCCAAAGGUGUUUUGGAGAACGUUUUUGGAUGACACGGAUAAAGGGACCAAAUUUAUAAGUGGGGAGGAGAGGGGGUUUUUCAUUGAAAAUGUUCAAAUACUACAAUGGGAAGAUUAA